Molecule: messenger RNA, 3369 nt
Organism: Gadus macrocephalus (Pacific cod)
Lineage: Eukaryota; Metazoa; Chordata; Actinopteri; Gadiformes; Gadidae
Gene: ikbkb
Product: inhibitor of nuclear factor kappa B kinase subunit beta
Exons: 22
Coding region: 223-2430 (735 amino acids)
Biological process (GO): tumor necrosis factor-mediated signaling pathway; positive regulation of transcription by RNA polymerase II; peptidyl-serine phosphorylation
Cellular component (GO): IkappaB kinase complex; cytoplasm
Molecular function (GO): ATP binding; IkappaB kinase activity; protein binding
Source: RefSeq, a predicted model, not a curated record
UCUUGGGGGCGGGUACUGCCGAGCAGGUUUUCAGGAAACAUGAGUAGGCUAUUAUCAGGAAGUAAAGAGUUUUUCAGAUUUGUUGUUUCGCAUGUGAGUUAAGCAUUACGUCGUUUUAUACAUGUUAAAGGCACGAUCAUCAUUGUUGUUACCAAAAUAGAGAGUUUCCCCUUAGGUUUUGUCUUUCCUGGGCUGUGCGUACGACCUCCAAGGCCAAAGACCAUGAACCGGGCGCCCUUGCAGCAGCCCCAGAGCUGCGGGUCCUGGGAGCUGAAGGAGCGACUAGGCACCGGGGGCUUUGGGAAUGUCACCAGGUGGCAGAACAAGGACACAGAGGAGCAGGUUGCUAUUAAACAGUGCCGACAAGAACUGAGCGAGAGAAACAAGGAGAGAUGGUGUCUGGAGAUCCAGAUCAUGAAGAGGUUGGACCAUGUCAACGUGGUGGCGGCCAGGGACGUUCCAGAAGGGAUGCAGAGACUAGUUGCCACCAACGACCUGCCAUUACUGGCCAUGGAGUACUGCCAGGGAGGCGACCUGAGGAAGUACCUCAACCUCCUGGACAACUGCUGUGGAAUGAGGGAGGGAUCAGUCCUGAUUCUGCUGCGGGACAUUUCCUCGGCCCUAACGUACCUCCACAAAAAGAGGAUCAUCCACAGAGAUCUGAAACCCGAGAACAUUGUGCUGCAGCAGGGGGAGAAGAGGUUGAUCCAUAAAAUCAUAGACCUGGGCUAUGCCAAGGAGCUGGACCAGAGUAGCCUGUGUACGUCAUUCGUCGGAACGCUGCAGUACCUGGCGCCAGAGCUGAUUGAGAGACAGAAGUACACGGUCACGGUGGACUACUGGAGUUUUGGCACGUUGGUGUUUGAGUGCAUCACAGGAUUCCGCCCCUUCUUACCAACCUGGCAACCUGUUCUCUGGCACAACAAACUGAGGUUGAAACAAGAUCACGACAUCGUGGUGUACGAGGACCUGAGCGGCGAGGUCCGCUUUUCUAAACAUCUGCCCCCGCCAAAUAAUCUAAACAGUCUGUUGUUGGAGAGGAUGGAAAAGUGGCUGCAGCUGAUGCUGAAGUGGUCUCCACAGGAGCGAGGCAAAGACCCCAACUCCACAUCGGGCAACUGCUUCUCCCAGCUGGAGACCAUCCUGGAGCUCAAGCUGGUCCAUGUGCUCAACAUGGUCUCCGGCAAGAUAUUCUCCUACUCGGUCACGGCCGGUGAGACAGUGACUGACCUACAGCUGCGAAUAGAGCAGGACACAGGCAUCCCUCCAGCCAAUCAGGAGCUGCUCCUAGAAACCGGGGUGGCACUGGAGUCUGGCAAAGAGGCCCUGCAGUGUGCCGUGGACUACACAGAGAUAGACGGCCGGCGAACAGACAUGCCUCUGGUCUUCCUAUUCGACCGGUCCUCCUGCAGCUACGAGCCACUGUUCACCCCCCGCACCCUCCCGGAGAACAUCCGCUUCGUCCAGACGGACCCCAAGCACAUGCUGCCCUACAGCCCACUGAGGAGGACGUGCGGCCAGGCGUGGCAGACCAUUCGCUCUCUGAAGGAGGACUGGCAGAGGCUGCAGCAGGGCCAGAAAGCGGCCAUUAUGAGCCUGCUGAGACACAACUCGUCGCUGUCCAAGCAGAAGAACGAGAUGGUGUCCAUGUACCAGAGACUCACGGCCAAGCUGGAGUUCUUCACCACCAGUCUGAGCAUCGACAUGGAGAAGUACCAGGAGCAACGGGCCGCCGGGAUCGCGUCAGAGAAGCUCCUAAGUGUGUGGAAGGAGAUGGAGCAGACGGCUGCCAGCUGUGGCCAGGCCAGGGUGAGUGAGCUGGAAGAGGAGAUGAUGAUGCUGCAGACCGACAUCGUGGAGCUGCAGAGACAGCCAUGGAGGAGUGGAGAGGUUCUGGAGACCCUUGAAGGAAAAGCCAUGGAACUCUUCAGGAAGCUCAGAGAGAAACCCAGAGAACAGAGGUGCUCGGGGGACAGUCAGGAGGUAGUUCGUCUGGUGGUGCAGGCUCUGCAGUUCUAUGAGAGGAAACUUAGAGACUUCUACACUCACCUGAGUAAGACAGUCGUGUGCCGCCAGCGUGUGAUGGAGCUGCUGCCAAAGGUGGAGGGCGUGGUCCAGAGGAUGGCUGAGAGCGAGCAGGUCCUUAUGGGACUCCAGGAGAAACGCCAGAGGGAACUGUGGGAGCUGCUCAAAGUGGCCUGCAGUAAAGUCCGCAGCCCAGUCAGCGGGAGUCCCGAUGGUAUGAGAACCCCCUCUUCAGUACCCCAACUCCUGACCCCAAGACAGAGCCUGCAGAAUCCUAAUAUUGGCAACAUGACUCGGUGGUGUGUGGUGGGAAUGCCUCCAGGUCGUCUGACGGUCCUCCUCUCAGAGAUGAGCCGCUGGUGGAGCAGAGCAGGAUGUUCGAGAGCCGCCUGCAGUGUCUGCUGAAGGACACCAUCCAGGAGUCAGAGAGCUCCAUGGAGAUGCUGAGAGAGUGGACAUGGAUGAAUGGCGGGCAAGAUUUCUCCAGCGAUCUCUCCUAAGUGUCUUGUAACUGUACUCUUUUGUAAUGUGGUACUCUGCUGCCCCUCUGUGGAGAUGUGGGUGAAAUACGUUCUGGUUUGAUAAAUAAGAGUCGAUGAUCAUCCUUGGUCUGUUACUAGACGAUGUUCGGGCUGUGAGAUUUGCAAGUGACCAAACGGAUGCGGACGUUUACAGAAUAAACUUUUUUUGCCCGAUAUGUCAAAGUCAAAGUAAUUGCCUUGGUGCAUUUCACUUCACUAAUGUAUGUAGAAUAAGGUACACAAAGAAUGCACAUGUAUAAUGAAUAUUUGGAGACAGUGCAAACCAUCUAUACUAUUAGAUAUAUAGACAUAUAUAUAUAUUUAUAUAUAUAUAUAUAUUUCACAAAACAGAUGUGAAUAACUUGGAAACAAGUGGGUAAAUUUAUGUUUCAUCAAAAUGUCUUUAAAAAAAGUCAUUAUUUUCCCCUUUUUUUUUUCAGUAUGGAAAUAUUGUUGUAACUUUGCCAUUGUUAAGAUGUUCAAUAUUUGUACUGUUUUGUACUGUUUCUUAAUUUACAUUAUCUUUAGACCAAAAUGUAUGUUAAGAAAAUCUCAGGUGUCAUUCACUCAUGUAUAUUUUGAUUUAAUUAUUAAGGCCUAAAUGAUGCUGUUGCAAUGCUGAACAACCCUUUCCACAGAUGUAUACCUUCAAUCUCAAGUCAAACUACACAAAUAACAAAGUAGAACCAUUCUCUGCUCUGGUUUGGUUUAUGCAGCUGCUUCAAUGUUUAAAUAACAAUGACGUUAAGAUAGUUUUACAGAUCAUGUUGUUGAGGGGUUUCAGUGUAACCCCAAAAUAAAUUUGAUACAUUGCUAUACUUGG